This is a messenger RNA of Blepharisma stoltei, 440 nucleotides long. Lineage: Eukaryota; Ciliophora; Heterotrichea; Heterotrichida; Blepharismidae. The record is from the annotation of a GenBank genome assembly.
AUGCGCUGAGAAAUAAUCAAAAUGCCAUCAGAAAACGACUCUGUAAUAAUAUUUAGUCGAUUCUUUGAGUGCUCUAAUUCACUCCUAUACAAAAAUCUUUCAAAAGAGACAUUUCUUCAGUAUAAAGAUAAUAGGUUCAAGAUUAUAACGGCCAUUGCUAUUAAAUACGAGGAAUGCCUAUAUCAGACAUUUUCUGAACUCUUAAACAUUUGUUCAUGUAUACCUCUGGAGACUUAUGGCUCUUAAAAAGGGCUCAGAAAGCCAAGCCAAUUUGCUCAUUAGCUUGCUUGCUUGAUUGGAAUUCUAUGCCUAUUGGCUCGUUUUGUCAAACUAAUAAUGUCUAGCUAGCAUAGAGCUGAAGUGCCAGCAGCUAGGUUUCUAUGCCUCUUUAGCUCCAAAAAUAGCUAUAAGUUUUACCCAAGCAUAUAUACCACAUAUAA